AUGGGCUGUCACACGCACUUUGGAGUAACCCGUGGAUUUGACGUAUCGGUUUUCACAUCGUCGCGCUUGGAAACUUUCUCGGUGACUCCGUGCUGGACCAGAACCAUGGCCUCUGAUACGAGCCGCGUGUCCAGCAGACCCUCCUCCCCUGAGGUGGACGACAGCUUCAUGGCAACCCUGAAGAAGUCAGUGCACGGAUUCUCCGGCGCGGUGUCCUCCACGCAGAGCGACUCUCCCUCCGACAUCCCCGGCCUGCACCACCUGCACAGCCUGCACAACCUGCACAGCCUGCACGGCCUGCACGACCUGCACGACCUCUCCGCCUCCGACGACGAGUCCCUGGCCCUCAGGCUGGCCAAGAAGGACCGCAAGCUCCUGUCAGAGAACGAGCUGCAGUCCAUCCGCCUCAAGAUCAACAGCCGGGAGAGGAAGAGGAUGCACGACCUCAACGUGGCCAUGGACGGACUGCGGGAGGUCAUGCCCUAUGCGCAUGGGCCAUCGGUGCGUAAACUCUCCAAAAUCGCCACCCUGCUGCUGGCGAGAAACUACAUCCUGAUGCUGAGCAACUCGCUGGAGGAGAUGAAGCGCCUGGUCAGUGAGAUCUACGGCAGCAGCGCACACCACGGCGGCUUCCACCCGUCAGCCUGCGGGACUAUGACACACGCCGGGCCCGUGCCUGGACACCCGGCGGCCCCGCACCCCGCACACCCGGCGGUGCACCACCCGCUCCUCCCGCCGGCGGCCAUCUCCUCCGCGUCGCUGUCUGUGCCCGGGAUCUCCGCCGUCACCUCGGUGCGACCCCACCACGGACUCCUCAAAGCCCCGGUGCCCGGUGCAGGGCCGCUGGGCAGCAGCUUCCAGCACUGGGGCGUCGGCACCGGGAUGCCCUGUCCGUGCAGCAUGUGCCAAGUCCCGCCUCCGCAUGUGUCCAGCAUGAGCUCCGUCCCCAUGCCGAGGCUGACCAGCGACUCCAAGUGA
Molecule: messenger RNA, 978 nt
Organism: Limanda limanda (common dab)
Lineage: Eukaryota; Metazoa; Chordata; Actinopteri; Pleuronectiformes; Pleuronectidae
Gene: olig2
Product: oligodendrocyte lineage transcription factor 2
Exons: 2
Coding region: 1-978 (325 amino acids)
Biological process (GO): oligodendrocyte differentiation; myelination; regulation of DNA-templated transcription
Molecular function (GO): protein dimerization activity; DNA-binding transcription factor activity
Source: RefSeq, a predicted model, not a curated record